AUGUGGCACACACCGAUCUUUAGUGAACAGCUACUUGUGUGCGUUCGUUUGGAGGUAAAGGUACCGAAAAACGGACCUUUUCAUGCAAAUUGUGAAUCAGAAACCACUACUCACAAGGUUGAUGAAAACUCUUCGACAGCCCACGACCGGUUACGCCCUUCCACUUUGGGCUCAUCAGCCUCACUUCACUGGUCUUGUUUUGUUAAGCCGUGUUUGGUAAGCUCCGCCAACGCACCUGCUUUCCGAACGUGUCGCACAAAUGGUGACCUUGGGGGCAACCGAAUGUGCUGCACCAGGCCGCCUGAUGUUUCAGUCGCUACGAUAUUUGAAAUAUCGCGAUACAUGUGUAUCUUUGUAAUGUACUACUCAUAA
Molecule: messenger RNA, 372 nt
Organism: Opisthorchis viverrini
Lineage: Eukaryota; Metazoa; Platyhelminthes; Trematoda; Opisthorchiida; Opisthorchiidae
Exons: 4
Coding region: 1-372 (123 amino acids)
Source: RefSeq, a predicted model, not a curated record